UGCACAUACAAAACAGUUUUACAGGUAGACACAUCGAAGCAGAUUGCCAGAACAUGGCAGCAGUGAAAGCAUGCAAUAUCUUGAUCACUGGAGCCAACCGGGGCUUGGGCUUAGAAACUGUUAAACAACUCACAGAGGAUUCUUGUCCAAAACGUCAUAUUUUUGCUACCUGCCGUGACCCAGAUGGGCCAAGGUCUGAGGCAUUGAGAGAACUGGCAAAAAAGCAUCCAAGUGUGAUCACUAUCAUACGUCUUGAUGCUAAUGAUCCAUGCAGUAUCAAAGAGUCUGCAAAGGAAGUGGGGUCUCUACUGGGAAACAAUGGUUUGAACCUGCUUGUGAAUAAUGCUGGCAUUGUGGCAAAUGGCACCAUUCAGACCAGCAGUGCCGAAGACAUGAAAAACACCUUCAACACCAACGUGAUAGGACCCUUAUUAAUCAUUAAGGAGUACCUACCAUAUCUACAAACAGCGGCCAAAGCCAGCGGGACACCAGGCAUGUCCUCUAAUAAAGCAGCUGUCAUCAACAUCUCCACUUUGGGGGGAUCCAUGAGCACAAUGCCUUCCUUAUAUAAACAAUUCCCAGUGUUGCCAUAUUGUGUUAGCAAGGCAGGUUUUAACAUGCUGACUGUGUUAUCUGCUGAAGAGUUAAAGGCGGAUGAGAUCCUCUGCAUGGCCCUUCACCCAGGAUGGGUGAAAACUGAAAUGGGUGGAGAAAAAGCACCACUUGAACCAAAAGAAAGUGUGGAGGGGAUGCUGCGUGUCAUUGGCAGCCUCACUGAGGAGCAGCACGGAGGAUUCUUGGACUACACUGGAAAACCAAUUCCCUGGUAAACCAGGAAAACAACGUCACUUCUAUACGAGAGGUCAUGAAAGGGCCAGUCCUGGUCUAAUCUGCCCUGUUUAUUCUAUUAAUUAUAAAAUGGCACAAUUAAUCAUAAGAACUUAACCCCAUACAAUUAUGACAUACAUAUAACAACUUUGUAUCAAAUGUAAUUUUAUACAAUAAAACAAUUAAUUAAGGAAUAAA
Cyprinus carpio (common carp) is the source of this 1026-nucleotide messenger RNA. RefSeq lists its product as uncharacterized. NCBI's taxonomy places the organism in Eukaryota, Metazoa, Chordata, Actinopteri, Cypriniformes, Cyprinidae. The record is from RefSeq and is a predicted model, not a curated record.